Molecule: messenger RNA, 225 nt
Organism: Schizophyllum commune H4-8
Lineage: Eukaryota; Fungi; Basidiomycota; Agaricomycetes; Agaricales; Schizophyllaceae
Product: putative mitochondrial 54S ribosomal protein RTC6
Exons: 1
Coding region: 1-225 (74 amino acids)
Biological process (GO): translation
Cellular component (GO): ribosome
Molecular function (GO): structural constituent of ribosome
Source: RefSeq, a predicted model, not a curated record
AUGAAGCUGGCACCGUCUUCGGUCCCGGCACACCGCGCGACAGCAGUUCUAACCCGCACACCCGACCUCACUCGCGGCAUGAAAGUGCGCUCUUCAGUCAAGCCCAUGUGCGACGGCUGCAACGUCGUGAGGCGGAAGGGCAGAGUCUAUGUAAUUUGCAAGAAGAACCCGCGGCACAAGCAGGUGCGUCACUCGCCAUCCCCCUCCGUUUUUGUCUUCUCAUAA